Molecule: messenger RNA, 1562 nt
Organism: Cuscuta campestris
Lineage: Eukaryota; Viridiplantae; Streptophyta; Magnoliopsida; Solanales; Convolvulaceae
Source: the annotation of a GenBank genome assembly
GUCAAACAUCGUAAACCGAAACAGACAUUAUAAAAUGGGACGGAGGGAGUAGUUUUUCUAAAUUUGACACUAUGUUUUCACCAUAUUUUUAAAAAUUUAUAAUAAUUGCGACAUUUACUAUCCCACCUCCAGAUAUCCUUCUGCCACGCUUCCAUUCUGUUUUCCCAAUCUUUCUCCUUUCCACCUUUUUCCUUCCCAAACUUCCACACCCCCCCCCCAUCUCUCUCUCUAGAGAAAACUGACUUGAUGACUGGCGGCGGCGAGGACUGGGUGGGCGCGGCCAUGGCCGACGACUCUAUGGUGGUGGAGCUUCUGUUGGGGCUCAGUCGCCGGAACGGAAACAGGAGCCCGAUUUUGCCGCUGAAAUGGAGGGCCCGCCAGCGCCGAUCGAAGCCGGCCGCCUCCAAAAACGCCGCCGCGAGAGCGAGUCCGAACACCCCGUUGUCCUGGAGCGGCGGUACCACCGGAAGCGGCGGCGGAUGCGACGGUGCUAACGAGGAAUCCAGCAGCCGUCCUCCUCCCUCUGCUCCAGAACUCGACCGUGUCGCGAGAUCUAAGGUAAAUGAGACAAGUGAGAAAACUGCAAUUAGGAGAUGUUCAAGAAGGAAAAGGACAUUGGCUGAGCUAAAAAAUGAUGAGGCCAUGCUAUUGAAGGAAAGAAAACAGCUGAAGAAGGAAUUAGCAAAGUUACGUGUCAACUUCGAGACGCUAAGGGCUAUAAAUGAAAAUUUGAAGAGAAUAAAGAUCGAUUUGGUCCAAAUUCAGCAAAAACCAGAGGCACGCCACGAGGAUAAGGUUGCCCUUCCGGACCUAAACCUUCCCUUUGAAGAGGAUCCUACCCUAUGAUCCAUACUAUCUACAUAAAGCAGCAUUAUUACACUUAUAUAUAGGUAAUAAUAAGUGCUAACCUUGUUGUAGGGAGGAUUAUUAUUGUAACUCUUACAAGUAAGCCUUCACUUUCCAUGCAUAACAAAUGGAAGUGGGGGUGUUAAGCUAAGGGUAUUUAGGAAUCAGAGACCCUUAGCUAGGUCACAUACAUUCUUUCUUUUUAAAUUCUUUAGGGUGGGGUGGGGGAGAGACCCAUAGUUUCUGAAGUUGUUAUUCCUGGAAAUUUUCAUAGAUGAGUAUAAUGAAUGUACAAAUAAUAAGCACACCAUUUUUGUAUCAUAGGAGAGACAUAUGGGUACAAAUCUGGAUCAGCCUUACUUUCACGAAAACAUGUUGCGAUUGUAACGCACUCUUUUAAAAAUGUAUUUGUAGUUGGUUGGUAAACAUGAGAAAAACCAUUUUUUGCUUAUUUUGCUCGUCGCUAUAAGCAAAAAGGCCGCCCUUACCUCUGUUAGCAAACCGAGAAAUUUGGGUUUGCACUUCUUGUUGUCCCUUCUUUUUUGCCUCGUAUUUGGCAAACUCCACGGGAUGCCUCGACCUUAGGUGUUUUUCCGGACCGCCAUAACCGCCGGAGACUCCCAUUUUUAUGACGGUCCCACAAUGUUUACAAGUUCCAUAAACUACGCCAUCUUUUGUUUCUUUGUCAAAAUGAUAAACAAAUAACUCUGAUUUAU